AUGGCAGAAGCUAUCAAGCGCCUCUCCGUUACUGAAAAGCAACAGCAGACAGCUAGUCUUUCGAUCGAAGAUGCUGGCCCAUAUCUUUGGUACAGAGGUGUUUUCUUCCAAGCCACUGUAGUGGGUCUCUGCGCAUUUGCUGCGCCUGGACUAUGGAAUGCGAUGCAGUCUGUCGGAGCGGGUGGUCAGCAAACACCAUACCUAGUAAUGGCCGGAAAUGCAGUUCUCUUCACUCUCAUGACAUUUACCUGCUUGAGCGGAUCCGUACUCAUCAACCAUAUCGGUCUACGACACACAAUGGCAAUAGGGACUACCGGAUAUGCUCUCUACUCUGCUGCGCUGUACCAAAACAACAGAUACGGCACGCAAUGGUUCAUUUACCUUGGCUCUGCUGCGUGCGGCAUCACCGCUGGCUUCUUCUGGGCGGCGGAGGGCGCAAUCAUGCUAAGCUACCCACCACCUGAGAGCCGCGGUAGAUACCUUGCGUACUGGCUCGCGUACCGUAAUAGCGGCGCAAUCUUGGGAGGCGCGAUCAAUCUUGCGUUCAACUACAGUGGAAGGAGUCUUGGCAAACUGAACUGGAAAACUUACAUCGUGUUUGUCGUGCUCCAAUGUCUGGGCCCGGCCGUUGCGCUGCUACUGUCUAACCCUGAUAAGGUUCAGCGUAAGAACGGUACCAAAGUCAAGGCCAUUCCCAAGGUCCCAGCCAAGGUCGAGAUAAAGGAAACAUUAAAAUUACUGCUUCGAAAGGAAAUGUUGCUUCUGGUUCCCUACUUUUGCUACGUUACAUGGUCGCUACCUUACAUCGGAUCUUACAUGUCGCUAUACUUCUCAGUCAGAUCUCGAGCUCUUGCUUCGCUUGUAACAGCGCUCGCUCAAGUCGUUGCUACAGGCAUCAUGGGAUCAUUCCUGGACUGGAAACGCUUGUCAAUAAACCAGCGAGCUCGCUUUGGCUUCCUUGGCAUGAUGGCGUUGAGUGGUGGAAUAUGGAUAUGGGCCAUCGUUAUCCAACAAAAGUAUCAAAGGAACAAGCCGGCACUUGACUGGGCAGACAGACAGUUCGGUGAAGGCUGGGCCCUAUACGUGUUCCAGCAGGUGGAGUUUGCGUUGACAUACAAUUACGGUUACUGGCUGAUGAGCUUCCUUGCUAAGAAGCCAGCGGAGGUGGUCAGGUACACAAGCGUCGCGAGAGGUGUAGAAGCUGCUGGACAGUGCAUCGCAAGCGGUAUCAGCUCUACCAGAACUGCACCCAUCGUUUCAGCCGGUCUCAUUAUGGCAUGGUGGGGCAUUGCCUUGCCCUUGGGAUUUCUGGUCGUGCGCAAAGUAGGUAUUGAACAUGUCGGAGCUGAAGGUUACGUUCCGGAGAAGAAAUCCGUACGAGACGAUGUUGGGUCUGAUUCUGAACGCGCAAACGUUUAG
Molecule: messenger RNA, 1419 nt
Organism: Boeremia exigua
Lineage: Eukaryota; Fungi; Ascomycota; Dothideomycetes; Pleosporales; Didymellaceae
Product: major facilitator superfamily domain-containing protein
Exons: 4
Coding region: 1-1419 (472 amino acids)
Source: RefSeq, a predicted model, not a curated record